Molecule: messenger RNA, 826 nt
Organism: Anas platyrhynchos (mallard)
Lineage: Eukaryota; Metazoa; Chordata; Aves; Anseriformes; Anatidae
Gene: ATP5MK
Product: ATP synthase membrane subunit k
Cellular component (GO): proton-transporting ATP synthase complex
Source: RefSeq, a predicted model, not a curated record
ACCACACGCGUUCAGCCCCGCGCCGGAAGCAGGCAGAGGGGCAGGAAGCCGCCGCCAUUUUGUGGGAGGGCGCUGAGGAAGGGCAGAGCGCGGCGGCGGCCCAGGGUACUGGUGGCGACAGCAUCUCUGCAUAAUCAGGCAGGACGAGCAACCAUGGCUGGCCAUGACUCGGGAUCUCAGCACCAGUUCACUGGAUUUCAGAAGUACUUCAAUUCCUAUACCAUGGUGGGCAGGAGGAAUUACGUUAUAGCGACAUACACAGGCGUUGCAAUGCUCAUCUUAUAUUUCAAGCUUAGAUCUAAAAAGAAGACUCCUGCUGUGGCAGAUAAGUAAAUGGUUGCUGGCACGUCUGAACCUUCAUUUCAUUCUGUUUCAAUGUAAUGGAAGCUGAUGUCCUAUUCUGGCUAAUAAAAUAUAAACAAUUACUUUAUUGAAAAUAUGAAAUGAUAAAACGAAGCGGAAAUGUACUUUUUUUUUUCCUCUAUCAGAAAUAGUUAUUUGUAGUGGAGACAGAAUACCUGAUUCUUUUUGUGACUAUUUUAACUCUUUUGCUGUUAUAACACAUCCCAAAAUGAGCACCUGGUAGUCUUAAGUCUUACAUUUGGUAGUCUUAAGAAAGACCUCAGCAUCAUGACCAUAUCACCAAGCACAGAGCUUACAGAUGAGCAGAGCAUCUCUGCACUUCCAAGUGUUAUGGUAGGUGGAACACGUGGUCUGCAGAUUCUUGCUUGUCCUGGUUGCUUCCAUUUUUUGUGUUCUCACCUAGUGGCUUACAUGAAAACCAUUGUUUUUUCAAUAAUGUUAAUACAGUGCAAAAUAGAAUGGC